Molecule: messenger RNA, 4519 nt
Organism: Danio rerio (zebrafish)
Lineage: Eukaryota; Metazoa; Chordata; Actinopteri; Cypriniformes; Danionidae
Source: RefSeq, a predicted model, not a curated record
GCGUAACUACGGACUUUACGUAAGAUGUUGCGCUGGGUGCAGCAUCCAUCCCUCUGUACGGCCACGACGCGCACGAGCUGCCUGCAUACACUCACCAAAAUGCGCCAAUAGGUUUGUACGCCUCAUACCCCGGAUAAUCAAAUUAGAUUCGAUUUUUUACACUUUAAAGCGAGCGAUUGCAUCGUUUUCGCCGGCGGUGGUAUGAUCUGUUAACUGUAUAUUCGCCGUUAUUCACCGCGUCCGCGCGCACUGACGCGCUCCGGAGACACCGAGGCAAAAACCACCAGGAGCAGAUCGUCGAGGAGAAAAGAAAAGGUUUCCACAUGGAUAUGAUGAGGAUGGUGAUCGUUUAGACGAGGAUCUGGAUGAUGUGAUGAUGGCUGCGUGAGAAGAGAACGUAAGCAGAGCCAGUGCUGACUGUGAUGAUUCUGAUGGCAAGCAGGAGACUCCCGUAGCAGCGUGCAGUCUGUGUGGAUUACACUUUGAUGCCACAAGAUACCUGAUUCCACCAGUUAAUCGUAAAAAAAGAAAGGGGCAGGACAUGACUCAGUUGCCAUGCAGGCUGCUAUGGUAACAGGCUUUUCCAGCCCCUCCCCCCUCAUCUGGUUGGUCCAACUUUUGUUGUGGCCACACCUCCUUGGACCUAGAUUGGCCGAAGCCAGUCCCGCCUGCCCUGCUCUCUGUAGCUGUUCGAAUCAAGCCAGUCGAGUGAUCUGUACCAAAAAAAGCUUAAAUGAAGUUCCACAGAGCAUCUCGUCCAAUACUCGAUACCUCAACCUCCAGGAGAACUCCAUACAGGUGAUCAGGUCAGACACUUUCAAGCAUCUAAAUCAUCUGGAAAUUUUACAGUUGUCUAAAAACCAGAUUCGUCAGAUAGAAGUGGGAGCGUUCAAUGGCCUUCCCAAUCUUAUCACCCUGGAGCUUUUUGACAACAGACUACCGCUGGUACCUUCACAGGCGUUCGAGUACCUGAGCAAGCUGCGUGAACUCUGGCUGAGGAACAACCCUAUAGAGACCCUGCCAGCCUACGCAUUCCACCGCGUGCCGUCACUGCGACGGCUAGAUCUCGGGGAGCUGCGCAAACUCAGUUUCAUCUCAGAAGCAGCAUUUGAAGGGCUGCUGAACCUGCGCUUUCUGAAUCUGGGUAUGUGCGGGCUUAAGGAUGUACCCAACUUGACACCUCUUGUGCGACUGGAGGAACUAGAGUUGUCGGGAAACCAACUUGGCGUGGUGCGUCCUGGAUCGUUUCAAGGCCUGGUGUCUCUGCGCAAACUGUGGCUCAUGCACUCUAGGAUCUCGGUCAUUGAGAGGAAUGCAUUUGAUGACCUGAAGAACCUAGAGGAGCUCAAUCUGUCUCAUAAUUCUCUGCAUUCAUUGCCUCAUGAUCUCUUCACUCCACUGCAGCAGCUGGAGCGUGUGCAUCUGAACCACAACCCUUGGGUUUGCAACUGUGAUGUGUUGUGGUUGAGUUGGUGGCUCAAGGAAACCGUACCUGAUAACUCCACCUGUUGCGCACGCUGCCAUGCCCCACCAGGCACUAAGGGCAGGUACAUUGGGGAUCUUGACCAGCGGGAUUUCACCUGCUAUGCUCCUGUGAUCGUGGAGCCACCGACCGACCUGAACGUGACCGAGGGAAUGGCAGCGGAGCUAAAAUGCCGCACUGGGACAUCCAUGACAUCUGUAAACUGGUUGACCCCCAAUGGUACCUUGAUGACCCAUGGAGCCUACAAGGUCCGAAUCUCAGUCCUUCACGAUGGUACUUUGAAUUUCACCAAUGUGACCAUGCAGGACACAGGACCAUACACCUGUAUGGUCACCAACUCUGCUGGCAACACCACAGCGACUGCUGUGCUGAACGUCUCUGCUCCUGACCCAGGCAACGGCUACAGCUACUUCACUACUGUUACAGUUGAAACCGUAGAGACGGGGCAGGAGGGACACGAUUCGCCAGCUCGGCAGUUUGUCAACGAGACCUUUAUUAGUUUUCCAGGACCGACGGCCGCAUCUACAUCAGCAGGGCCCACUGGCUCUAUGCUGUCCUCCUUGUCACCACGAGCCACACGUGCACCAGAUCGACCGUUCACUGUCUCCAUCACGGAUGUUGCCAACCUGUCAGGUCUUGAGGAUGUAAUGAAGACGACCAAGAUCAUCAUCGGAUGCUUUGUGGCCAUCACCUUCAUGGCGGCCGUGAUGCUGGUCGUCUUCUACAAGCUCCGCAAGCAGCACCAGCUGCACAAACACCACGGUCCGGCACGGGCCAUUGAGAUUAUCAAUGUUGAAGAUGAGAUCGGAUCUGCAGGGGGAGCUAGCGGCAUCACUGGAGGGAGCACUGUCCACACGGGGGCAGGAACUGGUGGAGGAAGCGGACAGAGUCCGAGAAUUCAUGACCCUGAGAUCAUGACCCUGCCAAGCGUUGGGCAAGCAGACCACCUGAACCACUACUACAAAGCGCACCACUUUAACAACAACGUGCUGGGCUUGAACAUGACCACUGGAAUGCUCAACAACAAACCCAACCCUUCUUCUCAAAAUCAGGCUUCGACCUUGAAAAUGGGGCCUGCCGGUGACCUUGGCCCCAACCCAGGCUCGAUCUCGCCUCCCUUGCCAAUUCCCAUCCCAAUGGCGAUGACUUUCCAUGGAUCUCUGAAAGGCCAUAGUCACGUUCCCAAUGUGCAGACUGAGCCGCUGUUGCUUUCGAACGGCUCUAAGGAGAGCGUUCAGGAGACCCAGAUCUGAUUUCUCGCAUACCCGCGCACUCGCAGAAAGGGGGGAGUAGACUGGAUUUUUACGCCAGAGUGACUGUCAAGUCUUUGACAUUAUGGAACUCCAUAAUCCCUUUCCGACAGAUUCCAUGGAAUAUUCCGUUCAAUGAACAGAGACAGGCUUUUACUUCUGAAGUGGACAUUUGGCACUAUCGAGUACAUAUGUGCCAAAGCAAGCGUCUUUUUUGCAGUUCUUAUGAGUUGUGUCCGCGUAUAAAAAAAAUAUAGUCUAUAUUAAAGUAGUGUAAUUACUUCAGUGUCAGUUUGCCACAGUCCAGCGACACCGAGUACACACACUGAUGUACAGCAGCUAACAGACCUGUAUAAAAGCAUACACACAUUUACACUUCCUGGAGGUUGACAUCAUUAUUCAUCGCACUCACCUCAGUAGGUUGUGUACCUGUGUGUGUGUCUGUGUGUGCGCGCGCGUGUGUGUGUGUGUAUGUGUGUAAGGGACAGUGUUACCUGAGACUAAUUCAGAAAUAAAGACUUAAACUGCUGUGAUCCAGAACACAUGCUCAUGUUCACUCUGCUUCAUGAUGCCAUUCUGAAUCUAGCACAAGUGAGGAUCAGUUCAUAAGCUCAGAAUCCGAACUGUAAACGACAGCAGUUUCAGGGUGACAUACACACACACACACACUGUCAUCAUCAAACCUAGAGAAGAGGGCAGAGAGAAGAAGCCUUUCCGUGUGAGUUCUCGGCUGCUGUCCUCAGCAAAGGUACCACCUACCGUCAACAAGCCGCCGUAGUGUAAACUCUCUGUGCAUAUUUACGUUUGAAGAGCUCUCGAGUGUCAUAUGUUUGUCUUUUUCGCCUGUCAGUGCUGAGUUGAAGAGUAACAGCAGUGUGUAAGGGCUAUUUCACUGGCGGUGGGUGUUUAUGAUGUGCGCAGAACAUGUCUGGACUUAAAGUCAACAUGAAAUGCCAUUUACCUUCUGUAGUGUUUCUGCGUGAGAACAGGAUACUCGAUGGAUGUGCGGGGCGGAUCUUGACUUUGUUCAUCAGGGAUUGAAAGCGGACUCGAGGGAUUUGUGAUGUAGCCGAAAUGGAAAGGUCUGAGAGGCACUGCAGGUUACGUUUUGAUAAAAGAUUCUGAAGAUAUUUUUUUUUUCUUACUUGGCCUCAUGUGCGCAAGUUGAAUCGUGCACAAUAAGACCAGGAAUCUGUGUUUUAAAAAAGAAUAAUAACAACAAAAGUCCAUUUUGAGUUGAUGUUGACUUUAAAAUAAGCUCUAUUCAAGCUUUGAGAUAUACUGGGAUACGCAGCACAGGGGAAUUUCACCAACAUGAAAAAUUUUAGAUUUUUAUCAGAGAGAGAAUGAAAGGCAUUGUGAAAAUGUCUAGAUUUUUCUGACGGAAGAUUUUGCAAUAUGUAAUCUAAUGUAAAGAUUUUCAAGUAUACUGUUUAUAGACCAAAUCGGCGGGUUCAAGGGGUUGGUUAAUAGCCGGGGUUCAGGGAGGGGGAGGAAAAAAAAAAAAAAAAGGGGGGGAAAACCUUGAGCCACUGCAGAUUUAACAUUAGCCAUCCGGGUUCAGAGAGUAUUUACUUUGAGGAGAUUUACGGACUGACCAGUCCUCCGUGGGAGCCAUACAACACCUGCUGACUACAUGAAGCGAUCUCUUGAUCAAGUCCUCAUUCUUGAAUGGCUUUGAAGUUGUAUAUUAACAAUGUGCAAUGUGCCAUUAAUUGGAGUAGAGUACACAUGCGUGUAUUAUUGUAAUUGCUGCAUUAAACUUUAUUCGGUUUUUAAUUUCCAA